AGGACUUGCAGCCUAAUAAAUUCUGGAGAGCUGCACAAUCCCCAUCUCUGGGAUGGCAGUUCUAAUCAAAAGGAGUGAUUUUUUCCCCCUUUAAACUUGAAGCAGAUAACAAUGCCAUUACAUGGCAAGCCAUCUCCAAGAGUAGGAAGAUCUCAUUCGUAAAUUCCAUUAAUCACACAGUAACACUGAACCCUAUGAACCUCCCACCCAUUCUCACCCCACUGGAAGCAGUGAGCUGCUUUCAGCUGUGUCUCUUUGCCUCCGAUUGACACAAACCAAGCUCCAUAUGCUGGAAUGCUGGUUUGGCCAUUCUCUCUAUUCCUUUCCUGCAUAGCCCCCGGGCUGGUCCUUGUGCUGGAUGGUGGUUGGUCUGAGGCCCACAAAAACCUUUAAAAUGGGUAGCGAACGAGGGCUGCGCAAAGGCCUGGGCCAGCUUGAAGCCUACCUUGAUAUGGAGGAAGGGGUAGCUUUCCAGAUGGACAACGGCAUGUACUGGGGCUCUGACGAAGACGUGUGCAUCAAAGGUGUACAUGAAAAGGUUGCACUGUGCAAAUUUCACAUCUCCCGCCUGCCCUCGGGAAAGGUUUGCAUUCGAAACUGGAAAGGCCUGUGUCUUGCUCCAAUGGAUCUAUCUUCAGAAAUAGACUAUCCUAUUCAACCUGUCUUGUUCUCCAACAAGCCAUAUGUGGAGUAUGAUGUCUUUUGGAAAGACAAUCAUGUAGCUUUCAAAGCCUAUAAUGGGCUUUUCUUGGUCAGAACAUGUAGAGUGUACCACACGCUGGCAGCAGCCAAGUUCCACCCAGAUGUCACCUGCUAUUUCCAACCCUUGGUUGGAGACCACCCACCCCCAGCUAUUGAAAUAAUGUCUGUGGUGCCAUGUGAUGUUUCAUCAGUGACCUGUAGCCCUUACAUUUUGGAGGAGCAGGUCUAUGUCAACCAUGAAAAGGUCCCAGUAACACACACCUUUGUCAUGUUUUGGGAACCUCACAGCACUGACCACAUUAUAUGGACUCGUAUGUGGGGUCUGGGUAUGCACACGUCAUGUACUUUCACCAUUCUGGAUACCAAAUGUCUUAUUUUGUACACGGAGGACAAUGAACAGAUGAUAACUUUUACGCGGUUUAUUUCUGAGUAUCUGGUGAAGGACGUGGUGGUGCCUCCCAGAACUGAAGCUAGAGCCCACUUCUGUGUCGAUAUGCAAAGUGAUGCGAUUUUGAGUUUCAUAGCCUUAGUCCGCAAGAAAAGAUCUGUUCAGGAUGUCACUUUCUUUGCUGUAGGUGGGUCCUGGAUGGGACUUAUCUAUAGUAACUUCAGAGUGGAGGUCAGAUUUACAGAUCUUUGAGUUUGGGAGACACGCAGAAACUAUGAAAACUAGUGGCCUUUCAAGGGAAGUUGCAUGCCAGUUUAUGCAUACCUGAAGUAAUAUGACUGUGAGUCUCCAUGGGCCAGAAAGCAUCUACACCAGUGGUUCUCAACCUGUGGGUUCCCAGAUGUUUUGGCUUUCAACUCCCAGAAAUCCUAACAAUUGGUAAACUGGCUGGGAUUUCUGAGAGUUGAGGCCAAAAUACCUGGGGACCCACAGGUUGAGAAACACUGAUCUACACCAAUGGUGUCCAACAUUUGAUCCUCCGGGUGUUUGAGACUCCAACUUCCACAAGCCCUGGCCAGCUUUCCCAAUGUUCAGGAAUUCUGGGUGGUGAAAUCCAAAACACUCAGAGGACCAAAGGUUGGAUACAAUCACACUAUCCCAGUCUGGAGCUUUGCUGCACACCAUUGCUUUCUGAAACAGUUGAAUUCUGUACAAGACAAGUCAUGAUUUCCUCUUGAGGCUUUUUGGGCACACCCUCACUGCUUCCCAAGUGCCUGAAGACAAAAAUAUGAUGGCUACCUUUUUGUGGCAAGAGGGAAAGCCCUUCUCACCUUUCAGCACAGUUGUCAAAAAUACAAUUGUCAAAAAAAAAGUGAAGAUAUUUUUGGAAAUAAAUCCUCAGUAGACUUCAUUAUCCCUCAAGAGUGUCAGGAACAGGCCAAGUUGCGGAAUAGGAAAGCUAAUGUGUAUUACUCUCAAGUGUGAAUUCUUAUCAAAUACUAACAGAAUUAAAAUUCUUGCCUCUAGCCAAA
Anolis carolinensis (green anole) is the source of this 2121-nucleotide messenger RNA. RefSeq lists its product as uncharacterized. The record is from RefSeq and is a predicted model, not a curated record. Bases 359 to 1342 code for a protein of 327 amino acids. Lineage: Eukaryota; Metazoa; Chordata; Lepidosauria; Squamata; Anolidae. The transcript is spliced from 3 exons.